CACGUACAAGCAACGUCAGCACAUUGCUUGUACGUGUGCCAUUUUUCAAACUUCAGCAAGUUUGCUCCAGCCAUUCCGAAAAGUUUUGUUGUCUCUCAGCGACUCAGUUUGACCGCACCAUCUCUGCCCCUACAAGAUGACAGUUUAUGCAUAACAACUGUGAAUUCCCGUUUAUCCGGAGCAUAUGCACUCCUAGAUGGCCAAAGACGAGGAAUUCUGUGCAAUCUUGACGAGUCCAGGCGUGACAAGCACAUGGAGCGCUGCUGGAUUGGGUGGCUCCGUGCGUAAGUGAUUCACGCUGCUGUUUCGCUAGCAGCUCCAUGUCGCCGAGCACUGCCUCAGCCAGUCUAACAGGAUCAUUCUUCUUUUGUCGGCGCAAGAGAUAGCAAGCGAUCGCUCUCAUCGACCCAGACACAACAAUCGCAAUGGGCUUCUCAGCGCUGUGGCGGACCAAGCCCUUAUCGGUAAUUCAGGCAGAGGAGAUGAAGGAGGACAUCCCGCGCACACUCAAUCUCUUCGAUCUCUGCUGUAUUGGUAUUGGCGGUACCAUUGGUAGCGGUAUCUUUUCCACCGCCGGCUCCAUCAUCUCGGAGACAGCCGGUCCCGCUGCCGUCGUUAGUUGGCUUAUCGGUGGCGUUAUUUGCUGUCUCAAUGCGCUCGCGUACAUGGAGUUGUCUACCCGCGUUCCGUCCUCUGGAAGUACAUACGCAUACGCCUACCACACGAUUGGAGAGCUUCCUGCUGUCGUCGCCGCGUGGCUGCUGACUCUCGAGUACGCUGUGUCUGGUGCGGGUGUGGCGCGUAGCUGGGGAGACAAGGUGGAGGAAUGGCUACUGAUCGAGCACCCGGACAAGAGCUUCCACUGGCUCAACCUGCAGUCUGCCAAUCUCAGCGGUGGUCUCAUCCAGUUCCUGAGUAUGGUGGUGCUGUUAAUGGGCGUCCGAUUUGGCAAAGCCUUCGUGAACACCGUCACGAUGGUCAAGAUGGCUGUCGUGGCCUUCAUCAUCAUUGCCGGCUUCGCUGCCAUGAACCCGGACAACCUGUCCCCGUUCGUCCCUACACGCUCUGAGCUUGAUGGCACCAUGACGUUCGGAACGCAAGGCAUCAUCACCGGCGCUUCACAGGCGUUCUUCGGCUACGUUGGUUUCGAUGAGAUUUGCUGUCUCGCAGGAGAGGCCAAGAACCCAAAGAAGAUCAUGCCGAUUGCAGUCAUGUCCGUUGUGAUCGGCACAAUGGUUCUCAGUGCGCUCUGCUCCCUGGUACUCGCCGGCAUGGUGACUUAUCUCGAUGCUGGCAGUUUCGGUGAUGGCUUUGAAGGUCACGGCUGGAAAUGGGCGGGUACCAUCGUGCGUGCUGGUGAGGUGGUGACGAUGCCCGUGGUGGCGCUCAUCGGCUUCUUGGCGCAGCCUCGCCUGAACUACGCGCUUGCUUGCGACGGACUUUUGCCACGUAUCUUUGCUGAGGUGGAUUCCAAGGGCAACUUGUUCAAGAACACGCUCAUCACGGGUCUGUUCUUCACGGUGAUUGCCAUCGUGGUGCCCUUCGAUACCCUCUGGGACAUUGUCAAUUUCGGUGUUAUGAUGUCGUUCAUUAUUGCCAACGUGUCGCUGACUUUGGCGCGUAUGAAGCCGCAGUCGCCCAAGCUUUCUCCUAUCCUGAUCGCCGCGCUCGUUGUGACGGCUGGAUGCACGGCCUUCCUGUACCAGGAGGGAUACGAGAACAAUGCUUCGACUGCGUGUCUUGUUUUCGCUAUUAUCUUCCUCGUCAUCACCGUUGGUAUCUCGGUGAUUCUCUUCGUCAAGUGCCCGCAGACAGCCAAUGCGCCCGGUUUGUUCGCCGCCCCGCUGGUGCCGUUCAUUCCGAUGAUCUGUAUCCUUGCCGACUGGUACAUGAUCGCGCAGAUCGACCACUUGGCUCUGGGUCUUAGUUUCGCCUGGAUGGCUGUCGGCGCGCUCUCAUACUUUGUCUACGGAUACUUCCAUGCCGAAGCACGCGACAACUGGAGCCAGUUGAUGGGUCAGAGCCUUCCCUUGCACGGAGACAGCCUCUCAGCACCCAUGCUCUCGGCCAAGUACUCUUCGGUGCAGGACCUCAAGUCCCCCGCCGUAUAGGUAGUUCUACGUGGUAAAUCGGGGCAGUCUGUCAACUAUCUAAUUGACUUCUCCCUCGCUAGGUUCUAUAAUGAUUGCAGCUCCGGCAGCAUUGAGUUAUCUGGUGUGUCGCGCUCCAUAUGCGUCGUUCUAUCGAUCUGCA
Messenger RNA from Phytophthora nicotianae INRA-310, 2253 nucleotides. RefSeq lists its product as hypothetical. The record is from RefSeq and is a predicted model, not a curated record. The transcript has a single exon. Lineage: Eukaryota; Oomycota; Peronosporomycetes; Peronosporales; Peronosporaceae. Gene Ontology annotation, biological process: transmembrane transport; amino acid transport. Bases 426 to 2111 code for a protein of 561 amino acids. Gene Ontology annotation, cellular component: membrane. Gene Ontology annotation, molecular function: amino acid transmembrane transporter activity.